Zea mays is the source of this 987-nucleotide messenger RNA. RefSeq lists its product as uncharacterized. Bases 1 to 987 code for a protein of 328 amino acids. The record is from RefSeq and is a predicted model, not a curated record. Gene Ontology annotation, molecular function: protein binding. The transcript has a single exon. Gene Ontology annotation, biological process: protein ubiquitination. Lineage: Eukaryota; Viridiplantae; Streptophyta; Magnoliopsida; Poales; Poaceae.
AUGAGUGACAGCACGUUCAAUUCUUGUUUCACACAUCAGUUUAAGCUCAAUUAUGAGGAUACGGAGAAGGUCGCCAUCGGUUACUCGGUCAGCUCCGAGAACAUCCUCGCCGGUGGGCACCUCUGGAGGAUCGGCUGCUACCCGCGUGGGGAUCAUGGGAAAGAGAACAAGGGUGAGUGCUUAUCUAUGUUCCUCUACCAUGAGAGCGAAUCCAAAGAUGCCAAAGCUAUCUUCGAGGCCUUUGUCAUGGACAAAGAAGGUACUGUAUCGUCUUCGUCCCAUCAAUCCAGGGUUCUGCACGUUUUCGCACCGAAGGGCAGCGACGGCUAUGGUUGGCCUUCAUUCGUGGAGCGAAGCGUCCUCAAGUCGCGCUACGUGACGAAUGAUGGAUCGUUCGUCAUUGUGGGAGCAGUCCAGGUUGUGCAGGAGGAGGAUCCCCUCGACUUGCCACCCUCCAACAUCGGGAGCCACCUCGGCCUCCUGCUGGACUCCACGGCCGGUUCCGACGUUACGUUCGUUGUCGACGGCGAGAGGUUCGCUGCCCACCGGGCCGUGCUCGCCGCCCGCUCGCCGGUCUUCAAUGCGCAACUCUUCGGCUCCAUGGCGGACGCCACCAUGACGUCCAUACCAUUGCAUGGAAUCAGCGCAGCGACGUUAAGAGCUAUGCUCCGCUUCAUGUACACCGAUGCUUGUCCUGAAGAAGCCGAUGACUCCGACUUGCUCGCUGCUGCCGACCGCUUCGACUUGGAUCGCUUGAAGCUUCUCUGCGCUAGGAAGCUGUGGAACAAUGUCACGGAGGAUACAGUUGCUGGUACGCUGAUCUGUGCCGAAACAUAUAACUGCCCGCAGCUGAAAAGGAAGUGCGUUGGUUUCUUCGGCGAGGGGAAGGACUUCAAGACAAGGGCUGUGUUAACCGAUGAUUUUGCUCGGCUGGCACUGCAAUUCCCAUCGAUUCUUGAUGAUUUGUGGGUGAAGGCUGGAGCAUAG